Naegleria gruberi is the source of this 1242-nucleotide messenger RNA. RefSeq lists its product as uncharacterized. Gene Ontology annotation, cellular component: membrane. Lineage: Eukaryota; Heterolobosea; Eutetramitea; Acrasida; Naegleriidae. The record is from RefSeq and is a predicted model, not a curated record. Gene Ontology annotation, biological process: transmembrane transport. The transcript has a single exon. Gene Ontology annotation, molecular function: transmembrane transporter activity. The coding region runs from base 1 to 1242 and encodes 413 amino acids.
AUGAUGACCCUCAUUUACAUGAUCCUAAACAUUCCCGCCUCAAUCACAGGUUCCUUCCUCACCAAAAAGUUUGGCCUCAGAUUUGGCAUGAUUCUCGUGGCGUGGUUAAAUUUCAUUGGUGGUUGCAUUCGAUGUUUAGGAUACAAAAAGGGAAACGAAACAUUCUUUUGGAUUGCAUUUGGUGGUCAGAUUUUCUGUGCCCUAGCUCAACCAUUGGCCUUAAAUAGUGCAACACUUUUGGCAUUUAAUUGGUUUGGUGAGAAGGAGAGAACUGUUGUGUCUGUGGUUAGUGUAUUGAUGGCCAUAUUUGGAGGUGGUGCUUCUUUUGCAAUUGGUCCAAGUUUACUAACUGCUGGAUCGACGGAUAUGUCAGGUUCUGAAUUUGGAAUGUUGACUUUUUUGGGAGCUCAGGUUUUGAUUGCCACGAUGAAUUUAUUGUUGGUUGUAGUAUUUUUCAAAGCAAAUCCUCCAACGCCACCUAUUCUACUCAAGAGCUCAAAAUCAGAAGAAACCAUUGCUUCCAUCAAUAGUGAGCCAGCAAUGGAGGACGAAAGUAGUCGAAAGAAUGACGAAACUUUAUCACUAAUUGACAUUGGCACAAAACAAACAUUCUUUGAAGGUGUCAAAUCAAUCAUCACAGACAUUCAUUUCAUCAACUUGGCUCUUGCCUUUACCUUUGUCAAUUCUGUAUUUAGCUCAUUCGCCUCAAUUCUAAAUCAAGUAAUUCAAUCGAAAGGAUACACACCAUUCGAUGGUUCCAAAUUCAACAUAAUCAUGAUGGUUUGCAGUGUGAUUGGAUCCAUCGUCAUGGGAAUUCUCUUUGACAAGACGAAACGUUACAAACUCAUUGCCAUGAUGAGCAGUUUAUUAGCAACUUUUGGAUUUGCAUGUUUUGCAACUGUCAUGAUUUGGAAUCGAUCUGAUUUUCUAUUUGGAAUGGGUUUAUUUUCUCAUUUGUUUAUUGGGCUAUUUGCCAUUCCAACACUUCCUCUCAUUGCACAAAUGAUUGCUGACGUGACCUUUCCAGUCUUACCUUCCACUUCGGCUGCUCUUGCUGGAGGUUUUGGAACUGUUUGUGCUGGAAUUUAUUUGAUUAUUAUUAAUUUUAUUCAGGAAUAUGUUUCGAAUGAAACUUCUUCGAUUGUGAUAUUGUGGAUGGAUGUUGGAAUGAUGCUAAUGUGUUUUAUCAUGUUGAGUUUAUUUAGAGGAAAAUUCAAAAGAACACUUUCAGAAAAAUCCUAA